This is a messenger RNA of Acanthopagrus latus (yellowfin seabream), 2741 nucleotides long. RefSeq names its product aldehyde dehydrogenase 4 family, member A1 (gene aldh4a1). Bases 152 to 1822 code for a protein of 556 amino acids. Gene Ontology annotation, molecular function: L-glutamate gamma-semialdehyde dehydrogenase (NAD+) activity. The transcript is spliced from 15 exons. Lineage: Eukaryota; Metazoa; Chordata; Actinopteri; Spariformes; Sparidae. The record is from RefSeq and is a predicted model, not a curated record.
AGCAGUCUGGUUAGUCGUCAUCAGUCGAAGCGCCUGAAGCAGCCCGGUGAUCGAUACGGUGUAUAUAAUCUGGUAUUGAUCCGUAAGUCAGGUGGGUAACAGGCUGGGAGAGUCCGACUGAGCUUCACCUUCAUCCUGCUGUCGGUAAAAGAUGCUGCGCGUGAAGACGGCUGUGUGGCAGUCAUGGCGGGGGUUGAGAACGUUCCCCUGUGCAGCAGUGGAGGUGAAGAACGAGCCGAUCCUGGGCUUCACAGAGGGGAGUGCAGAAAGAAAAGAGCUGCUGAAGGCCUUAGACAGUCUGAAGGGGAAGACGGAGGAGAUCCCGUGUGUGGUUGGAGAUGAACAUGUGUGGACCAAAGACAUCAGAUAUCAGCUGUCUCCGUUCAAUCACUCGCACAAGGUGGCAAAGUUCUGCUACGCUGACAAGGAGCUCAUCAACAAAGCAAUCCUGGCAUCUGUGGCAGCGAGGAGAGAGUGGGACCUGAAGCCCGUCCAGGACCGAGCCCAGAUUCUCUUCAAGGCAGCCGACACCCUCAGCGGACCCAAGAGAGCUGAAGUCAUCGCCAAGACCAUGAUUGGACAGGGGAAGACGGUGGUCCAGGCAGAGAUCGAUGCUGCUGCAGAGCUGAUCGACUUCUUCAGAUUUAAUGCCAAACAUGCCAUUGAGCUGCAGGAGCAGCAGCCGCUGGACGCCCCGGGCAGCACCAACACCAUGCUGUAUCGUGGGCUGGAGGGUUUCGUUGCAGCUGUAGCGCCCUUUAACUUCACUGCUAUUGGUGGAAACCUGGCAGGAACCCCGGCUCUGAUGGGUAACGUGGUCCUGUGGAAGCCCAGUGACACGGCCAUGUCUGCCAGCUACCUUGUCUACAAAGUCCUGAGGGAGAGCGGUCUGCCUCCGAACAUCAUCCAGUUCCUCCCGGCCGACGGACCGGUGUUCGGAGACGCCGUCACCUCCUCUCAGCACCUGGCAGGCAUCAACUUCACCGGCAGCGUCCCGACGUUCAAGCGUCUCUGGAAGCAGGUGGCCCAGAACCUGGACGCCUACAGGAACUUUCCUCGAAUAGCAGGAGAGUGUGGUGGGAAGAAUUUCCACUUUGUCCACAAGUCUGCGGAUGUUGAGAGCGUGGUGAAGGGGACGAUCCGCUCAGCGUUCGAGUACGGUGGCCAGAAGUGUUCGGCCUGCUCCAGGAUGUACGUCCCAGACAGCAUGUGGCCGAGGAUCAGACAGGAGCUGCUGGACAUCCACAAACACAUCACAGUGGGAGACCCGGUGGAAGACUUCAGCACCUUUUUCUCAGCUGUGAUCGAUGACAAGUCGUUCACUCGGAUCAAGAAGUGGCUCGAGCACGCCAAGUCCUCGCCUAACCUGAAAGUCAUCGCCGGUGGUAACUGCGACGACAGCAAGGGUUACUUUGUGGAGCCGACCAUCGUGGAGACAUCAGACCCUCAGGAUGCCAUCAUGAACGAGGAGAUCUUCGGGCCGGUUCUCUCUGUGUAUGUUUAUCCUGAGAAGGACUACAGGGAGGUGCUGCAGCUGAUCGACAACACGUCUCCGUACGCCCUCACAGGAGCUGUGUACGCUCAGGACAAGAAUGUGAUCCAGGAGGCAGCUAAAGCUUUGAGGAAUGCUGCAGGAAACUACUAUGUCAACGAUAAAUCCACCGGCUCCAUCGUCGCUCAGCAGCCGUUUGGCGGCGCCAGAGCUUCAGGAACCAACGACAAACCCGGCGGUCCACACUACGUCCUGAGAUGGACGUCGCCACAGGUGGUGAAGGAGACCCACGUCCCCCUCCAAGACUGGAAGUACCCCUACAUGGGCUGAGUCCAGUACUGCAGCCUGCUGGUCCAAUCAGAGCCCUCUGUCCCGCCAUCAGCCGAUUCUCCAAUCACCAACAACUCAUCGGGCUCCUGAGAAAUGAAUCUGCCCCGUCUGUUUGCACUGAAUCUGGACUUGAAUGAAUGUAUGUGAGGAAAUGAGCGAUGAAGUCUUCCAUCCAUCAAACUGGAGCUGACGAGCCGCGCUGAUCGUUUCUGACGUUCAUAGAUCCUGCAGAUGAUCAGGUUCUACAUCAAAGGUUUUAUUCUGCUUUUAAAUUAAUCAAAUUCCAGCUCAAUUAGUUGAUCAAUCAAAUUAAUCUGCUGCAAUUUCAAUUAUAAAUUAACAAUUUGAGUCAUAUUUUUAAUCUGGAUUGUAAAAUUAACUGGUCCCAUUUAUAAUUUUCCCCGUUUCCUCAUUUCUAAUGAAGAACUGGAACCUGCGAUGGUGUCUGAAUUAAUACCUGCUAGAUAAUCAAUGAUGGGAGUGAUCGCUGGUUAAAUCCAAACCCUGUUUUAGGUCAAUGUGAGGACGAAGUGUCCUCUGAGUGUGUUACUGCUCUGAACCGUCCAAAGUUUAGUUUAACGAUGAAACAAGUUAUUGAUGAGAGAAGAGAAGUUGUCUGUCUUCUGUAGCGUUGCUGGCGUGUUGGAGGACGCCGUCACUCGUCUCGUCUGACAGACUGUCGUUAACACACCAGCUGCUGAAGCGUCACAUGUUUCUGAUCACGUCCACAGUGACUUCAGUCUCUGCUGGUUUGUCCUCCAUCAGUUUUAGACACAAGUGUCUUUAGUUUUUUAAUCGUUUGUCGUCCUCAAACAGAAACAGCUGAUUUAGUAUAUUUUCAGACCGUGCCUGCCUUAGAAACUCUGUACAUUCAGAUGGUUAAUUUUUGACAAAUAAAUAUUAAAUUAUUAAUAUCAAA